GGGCCCAGUGUAGUGCGAUCAAGUCAUCUGAUCAGAAAGGAACAGAGUUCGUUACAAUUGUUGUGGUGAAAUAAGUUUUCCAAAAAACAACAUUCCAAGUUUAAACAUCGACAGUUCAGUUCCCUAAAUGAUCGUGUGCAAUGAUUAAUUUGUUAUUGAUAAUUAGGAUUUUUUCAAAACAUCACUAAAAAAACGCGAAGUCUUCCCCCUUGAUCAAUAAUAAUAGUUUGCAAAAAUUUAUUUAUCGACAAUUAUUUGGUAACAAUUUUGCAAAAUUUGUCUGUAGCUUGCGGAGUUUCAUCCUUAGAAUACGCUAUCUCUCUCAAUAAUGAUCUCGAAUAAUUAUUCUAUAAGGUGAUUGAUUAUUCUGCGGAAUAUCUCUGGGAUUCGCAGACUGAUUUAGUAGGAUCAAUAAUAUUCAUAGUAAAAUCAACCAGUGGCUCUCCCUCAAUUAAAAAUAAUAUUGAAAAAGUAACUGUUUUUUGAGAUGUUCAAGACGUGGAUUUGUUGAGAGUAUUUUGUUCGAGAUUUCGUGAUUGACUGGUUUAGAUUAGAAGGGUAGAAUGUCCCAAAUAGCUCAUCAGGAAUAGACGUGAACGCAAGUAAGAGUUCCAACGUGCUAGUUUUGAUUUGAUAGAUGAUUAGUUCAAACACCACACUACAGGAGAAGGACACACUGCCGGCUGGUUGUGCAUCAUGAUUGGACCCAAUGUAAUCACACUAGGAGGGAGUUGGCCCGAGUGUCAAACCACGGGUACUAAGGUCAUCUCACAAAAACGGAGAUGUGACGACGAGGGAACAGAGUGUCAAGAUGGCGGCAGUGCAGAAAUGGUUUUGGUGAAGAAAAGACGCUACAAGAGGACAUGUUCGGAUGCUGAGAACAAGGCCCCUAAGGUCGGCAGAGGAGUUGCUGUGGCUACAAAAACCAUCAACAACAAUCUGAUUAUCAAUCAGGAUAAUGAUCGGAUCAUCAGUGAUGAAACAGUGUUGAUCAUCGAUGCCAAUUUUGGAUGUACCAGAGCUUCCAGUGCUAGCAGCAUCAGUCCAACCAAUACUGAAACCAUCAGCAGUUUUUCUGACUCGAUGCCAUCAUUGGAGGAAAUCUACCCUGUCACCAUUGGUGCAGAGUCUCAGCCAAUAAGGAGUGCCGCUCCUCAAACCGGAAGUGCUCCCAUCCAGGCCGGAAGAGUAUCUCCACCACAACUAGAGGCGGUUGACAAUCCGAAUCUGUCAUGGCUACUCGACUUCAAGGUGUCAUCACUGUUUGAUCCCGAUGGCAGUGAGGGCAAUGUAGAUGGAUGCUUCCAAGGAGACGAAUGUCUACAGACGAGCUCUACGUCAUCAUCAUCACCAUCACCGCAAUCAUCAUUGACAAUGCCUCCUCCCCUCCCGCUGCCCGUGUCUCACCCCCCAACCAGCAAUCGCCUCCUAAAACCGCCCUACACCUACACAGAGCUCAUAGAACAGGCACUCAACGAGAAGGGCCAACUCACCGUCUCCGGAAUCUACACAUGGAUGUCAGAGAAAUAUCCGUUUUUCAAAGCCCACGACGAACGAUGGAAGAACUCGGUACGGCACAAUCUGAGUAUUAAUCCACAUUUUCGAAAAGGUAUGAAGGCGUCUCAAGGAUCCGGUCACUUUUGGACUUUGAGCACUCAAGGGGCUCCCCCUCCCCCUCUUCAUCCCAAUCAUGACACCUGGAAAAUGACGGAAGUGAAAAGUGUGAUUGAGACUGAGAGUGACGAGACUGAGAAAUCGUACAUUGAUGAGGUUGCCACGGCCACAGCCAGCAUCGAGGAGCCUUCCUCUGGACUGGAGGACCCGUUCUCACCCCCCCUCUCCAUCACUAUUCCUGCCGACAACUCGCCUGAUCCCAGCCUAGCCAGAACUGCCGAAGAAAUCCUGUCAGGGGUCAAGAAAGAGGUCCAAGUGCAGUAUCUUUCGGCCGAUUCUGACUUUUUAAAUCAAAUGACGAGAGGCGAACUUGCAGAUGAAACAAAUCUAACAGAAGUUUCAACAUCUUUUCUAAUGAACGAUUUGGGAACUGAAGUUAUUUUGAAUGACAGUUUUUUCUGUGACGAUCUCAAUUUCCAGUACUGCGAGCUCACUACUGCUCAGAUGUGAUCAGAAUAUCACUCAGGAUUGAAGUUUUAUUAUGGAAAUUCCUAGAUAUAGUUUUUGAAUUGAGCAAUCAAAGAUGAUGUGAUGGAAUUGAUGAGGAUAUUAGCCGCUUUCAAGAAAAUUGGGUUUGUGAAGUGUCUGUGGAAAUCUUUCAUAAGAUGGCCGUAAUAUAACGAACAAUAUACAGUAUCUAUUGAAAAAUAACGUUCAAUCUCAACGUUUGUAAGAGUGUGAUAGUAUAAGCCAUGACAUUAUUGUCAGAUUUGAGAAAAAAAUUGUAUCUUGACGUAAUUUUUCCUACAUUUGGAGAUGAUAUUUAAAACUCAAGAUGAUAUCUUGUAUUGCUUUUCAAAAUGUGGAUACAAAUAAUAUUGGUUUCGUUCAUUAUAUCAUUCAUUCUUCUGCAGAAAUAUAAAACUUCUGAAAAUAUUCCACAUGACUGAUCACAAAAUAUCCUUACCGUCCAAUUGAUGCACAAUAUUGAUCAUCACAUUAUUAUGUGAGGCAAAAUGUAUGUUUUAGCAACUCUGAAAUUGUUUAUUUUAUUCUUUUUGGAUUCAUUUUGGUAAAAAUAAACAAAGUCAUCAAAAUUGCCUUCUCACCAAUUUCCAAGCUUUUAUAUUUCUAAUAUUCAAGUCUUACGUAUAAGCAUUGGUUUUUGAAAUAUAAUCAAUAUUAGCGUCAGUUU
This is a messenger RNA of Nilaparvata lugens (brown planthopper), 2809 nucleotides long. RefSeq names its product forkhead box protein J1. Gene Ontology annotation, biological process: regulation of DNA-templated transcription. Gene Ontology annotation, molecular function: DNA-binding transcription factor activity; cis-regulatory region sequence-specific DNA binding. The transcript has 6 exons. The record is from RefSeq and is a predicted model, not a curated record. Bases 697 to 2124 code for a protein of 475 amino acids. Gene Ontology annotation, cellular component: nucleus. NCBI's taxonomy places the organism in Eukaryota, Metazoa, Arthropoda, Insecta, Hemiptera, Delphacidae.